AUGCUAACAAUGCUGCGAUCCAACGUCGAGGCGUCUUCGGAAAGGUGCGCCCCUCAUGCUCUUGCCCCGUAAAAUUGGCGUUGCAUGAUGACGUCCAGCAGACGGAAAUUGUUGACGCCUCACUCUGAUCUUUUUCAGAUCGUUGGCAGGCUGCGACCAAUCUUGUCGGGUCGCACCAGCAAGGCAAUCCCAACGCAAGUGUCACGCACAAGUCAAUUCACAGUCUCGGAUAUCGCAGAGGUUCGUUGUUUCGAAAAGGUGAAAGCCGAGCAGCACAACCGCUCAUCCUCAUGCGCUGUAUCUAUCCAGGCCGCAUUCCCUAGUCCUCGCAUACAACAUGCUUUGCACGAUGCAGCGCGACUCGGACGCAACACUGUGCCCAUGACAACACAACCAUACCGAGUGGUGGGAGAGGACGGCAAGCCAGUGCUGCGUCUCGGCCGUGUGAGUAUACGUGGACAUGGCUUCUCAGGAGCGUAAUAACCCAACGUUAUUUGAACAUGACCAGGAGGUCUGGGGAGUGCGACGAGUGCCGCUAGGCCCCAACACACGCAUUCCCUACGUAUCACAUCCUCAGUACCAGGAGAUGCUCGACAAGAUCCAAGCGGAAACCAAAGAAUUGUUGAGAGAGAGCGAUAGUCUAGCCUACAAGGGUCCGCGACCGAGAGCUCGUUCGUAA
Messenger RNA from Ceraceosorus bombacis, 679 nucleotides. Lineage: Eukaryota; Fungi; Basidiomycota; Exobasidiomycetes; Ceraceosorales; Ceraceosoraceae. The record is from the annotation of a GenBank genome assembly.